Vigna radiata var. radiata (mung bean) is the source of this 2712-nucleotide messenger RNA. Its product is annotated as pentatricopeptide repeat-containing protein At1g32415, mitochondrial-like. NCBI's taxonomy places the organism in Eukaryota, Viridiplantae, Streptophyta, Magnoliopsida, Fabales, Fabaceae. Gene Ontology annotation, molecular function: protein binding; RNA binding. The record is from RefSeq and is a predicted model, not a curated record. The transcript is spliced from 3 exons. Bases 498 to 2654 code for a protein of 718 amino acids. Gene Ontology annotation, biological process: RNA modification.
CGGAGGAGUGGAAACUGGUGUCGCAAAAGGGUUUGGAAGGAGGGUGAAGGAGAGAGGUAAAUAGGAAAUUGCAGGUCCAUGCAACUAGCGAUGCGAGUGCGAGCACGAGAAUCAAUCUCGAUUAUCUUCCCUUCACCAUCUUCUUCUACCUCCAUACACACAGCCCUAGCCCCCUUCGCCACAGAUCAGUCGCCGCCUCGACGCCAUUUGCCUGAGCCUCCGUCGUCCUCCGACACUGUCAAUAGCAAUUUCUCCGAUCGCGCUAGGAAGGGGUCUAAUGGUAGACUCUCCUACGCACCACCGUGAGCGCUCCUUGCGCUCGCCUUCCACCGCCGCCUCCUCGUCGAACCGAACCUUCGAUUUCGCUCUGGAACUACUUGUAAGAGGCACAAGGGAAGGUUCAGCGACAGUGUUCCAGGACUCACAGCUACAAUUCUGUCAACACAAAAGCUCGUAGUGUUUCAAUGGAUUUUUAAUGUUUGAAAGCGAAUCCAGACAUGCUUCGUCACCAUUCAUUAAUCUUCGUGCGGAUUUUGACAUGUUCAGUUCGCAGUGUGCGUUAUGUCUAUGGCACCAUCCAUUCCCAAUGCGAAUGCGACGAGCCUUUGCUCCUACACUACUUAUCCAAUGGCUGCCACCAUGAAGCGCGAAACCUCCUUCAAAAUUCUUCUGGAGGUGACCUUCACGCACGCGUCGUUCGUUGGACCAAGCUACUCUCCAACUUCUCCCGCCACGGUUACGUGGCCGAAGCUCGCACACUGUACGACAUAAUGCCUCACAGAAACCUCUUCACUAGCAAUGUCAUGUUGACAGCGUACGUCCGUUCCGGCAUGCUCGACGAGGCUUCCCAGUUCUUUGAGACCAUGUUGGAGAAGAACGUUGUUUCUUGGACUGCCAUGCUAUGUGGGUUUUCAGACGCAGGGAGGAUCGAAGAUGCGAGGAAGGUGUUCAAUGUAAUGCCAGAGAGGAAUGUUGUUUCGUGGAACGCGAUGGUGGUGGCGUUGCUUAGGAGUGGGAAUUUGGAGGAUGCGAGGAUGGUUUUUGAUAAGACUCCUUUCAAGAAUGUGGUUUCGUGGAAUGCUAUGAUUGCGGGGUAUGCUGAGAGUGGUAGAAUGGACGAGGCUAGAGAAUUGUUUGAGAAGAUGGAGUUUAAGAACGUGAUUACUUGGACUAGCAUGAUAUCUGGUUAUUGCCGUGAGGGGGAUGUUGAAGGUGCUUGUUGUUUGUUUCGGGCUAUGCCGGAGAAAAAUAUUGUUUCUUGGACUGCUAUGAUUGGUGGGUUUGCUUGGAAUGGCUUGUAUGAAAAGGCAUUGCAGAUUUUUAUUGAGAUGGUGAGAGUUUCUGAUGCCCAACCCAACGGAGAGACCUUUGUUUCUCUUGUUUAUGCUUGUGGUGGUUUGGGUUUUUCUUGCCUUGGCAAACAGGUACAUGCUCAACUUAUUGUUAACAGUUGGCGGAUUGAUGAUUAUGACGGUAGGUUGCAUAGAGGUCUUGUUAGGAUGUACUCUGGGCUUGGUAUUAUGGAUUCUGCUCGCAACGUGUUUGAAAGUAAUUUGAAAGAUUCUGAUGAUCAGUGUUUCAAUUCGAUGAUAAAUGGUUAUGUUCGGGCCGGUCAGUUGGCUAGAGCUCAAGAGUUGUUUGACAUGGUACCCACUAGGAACAAGGUUGCAUCGACUUGCAUGAUUGCUGGCUAUCUUAGCGCUGGCCGAGUACUGGAGGCUUGGAAUUUGUUUAAUGACAUGCCUGAUAGGGAUUCCAUUGCAUGGACUGAGAUGAUUUAUGGUUAUGUGAAGAAUGAGCUCAUUGCUGAAGCCUUCUUCUUAUUUUCUGAGAUGAUGGAUCGUGGUGUUCCUCCUAUGAGUUCUACAUAUGCUGUUCUAUUCGGAGCUAUGGGUUCAGUUGCAUAUCUAGAUCAAGGGCGGCAAUUACAUGGUAUGCAGUUCAAGACUGUGUAUGAAGAUGAUUUGAUUCUUGAGAACUCUCUAAUUGCAAUGUAUUCAAAAUGUGGGGAGAUAGAUGAUGCAUAUAGGGUAUUCUGUAACAUGACUUGCCGGGACAAAAUUUCUUGGAACUCCAUGAUCAUGGGUCUUUCAGAUAAUGGCAGGGCCAGUGAAGCUAUAAAAGUGUAUGAAACUAUGCUUGAACAUGGAAUUUACCCUAAUGACCUUACAUUCCUGGGUGUCCUAACAGCAUGUGCUCAUGCGGGUCUUGUUGAUAAAGGGCGGGAGUUUUUUAUUGCCAUGGUUAAUGCUUUUGCUAUUCAACCUAGCUUGGAGCAUUGCAUCAGUAUUAUCAAUCUUCUGGGUCGAGCAGGAAAGGUGAAGGACGCAGAGGAGUUUGUUUCGAAGCUUCCUGUUGAACCAAAUCAUGCCGUUUGGGGGGCUCUAAUUGGAGUGUGUGGGUUGAGUAAAAAUGAUACAGACGUUGCUACGCGUGCAGCCAAACAACUGUUUGAAUUGGAUCCUUUCAAUGCGCCUGGGCAUGUGGCUCUUUGUAACAUAUAUGCCGCAAAUGAUAGGCAUAUCGAGGAGAUGAGAUUAAGGAAAGAAAUGAGGUUGAAGGGUGUGAGGAAGGCACCCGGAUGUAGUUGGAUAUUGGUGAAGGGGAAAGUUCAUAUUUUCUUCUCAGACGAUAAAUUGCAUGCGUGUCUUUAACUUGUAUUAGGUGUCUGACUUUCAAAAUCAAGUCAUAUUUCACUGCAAAUUUCAAAUA